Molecule: messenger RNA, 881 nt
Organism: Camellia sinensis
Lineage: Eukaryota; Viridiplantae; Streptophyta; Magnoliopsida; Ericales; Theaceae
Source: RefSeq, a predicted model, not a curated record
GCACUGUUUUUGCUUAUGGACAAACUAACAGUGGAAAAACACAUACAAUGCGAGGCUCAACUUCUGAACCUGGAGUCAUACCUCAUGCCGUACGUGAUUUGUUCGAUAGUAUACAAGAGGAUAUGGAUCGAGAGUUUCUUUUAAGAAUGUCCUAUAUGGAGAUAUAUAAUGAGGAAAUAAAUGAUUUGCUAGCUCCUGAGCACCGAAAACUGCAGAUUCAUGAAAGUCUUGAGCGGGGAAUAUUUGUUGCUAGGUUAAAAGAAGAAAUCGUUGCCUCUCCUGAGCAAAUCCUUGAACUUAUGGAGUUCGGUAAAUCUCAUCGACAUAUUGGGGAGACGAAUAUGAAUUUGUACAGUAGCAGAUCACAUACAAUUUUUCGUAUGAUUAUUGAGAGUAAGGAGAGAAGUGAAGAUGAAGAUAGUGGCAGUUCUUGUGAUGCUAUUCGUGUAUCUGUUUUGAACUUGGUGGACCUUGCUGGUUCAGAGCGUGCUGCGAAGAUGGGUGCUGAAGGUGUUCGUUUGAAAGAAGGUUCUCACAUUAAUAAAAGCCUAAUGACACUUGGAACUGUCAUCAAGAAAUUGAGUGAAGGUGCUGAGAGUCAAGGGUAUGGAGGAGAGCCUUCAAGAACAGGACAAGAUAAACACAAGUAUGGGAUUACACUAAUGCAUCCUGGACAGCCUUUGCUACUGCUAAAGCAAAGUCACAAUGCACACAACCUUCUUGUGGAUUUUAGGAAUGAAGUGCAAAAUGUGUUCUAAGACUUAUGGAGACUACGUAAUUAAAUGUUAUGAGAAUCCAAUAGCUCUCUCUCUCUCUCUCUCUCCUGAUGUUUGUAAAUUGGUUGAAGAGGUAUUCAUGAUUUUAAGUCUUGGUAUCUAGGC